AUGUUUGGAACACCAAGCACUACUACGUCAGGUUUUGCCUUCGGUGCUCCGUCAGGAGGAAUGACUGGAGCAGGCACUGGCGGGUUUGCUUUCGGGGGCAGCUCUGGUUCAACGGGAGCUGGCGCUUCUUCUGGGUUUGGGGGUUUCAGUUUUGGGGGAUCAGGAACUGGGCCGGCAACUACCACUGCAGCUGCACAGCCAGGAGGUUUUGCUUUUGGUGCCUCAGGAAGUGGGACAGCAGCUACUGCUGCGGCAACUCAGCCAGGAGGGUUUGCUUUUGGGACGUCAGGAAGUGCACCAGCAGCCACUGCAGUUGCCGCUCAGCCUGCAGGUUUCAACUUUGGAGCUGUUGCCCCAAAACCCGCAACCAGUUCCACUGGUGCUUUUGGUGGAUUCGCCUUUGGAGGCUCGCAGCAGACACAGGCUCCUCAGACAACAACAGCUGGGGGAACAGGUUUUCCAUUUGGGUCCACUGCUGUUAGUGGUGGUGGCUUGUCACUGGGAACAGCCACGUCUGGGUCUACCAUGUUUGGCAGUUUGAAACCACCCACUGCAACUACAACAGCAGCCCCUGCUGCUACUGCUGGUUUUGGUGGGUUUGGAUCUACUGACCCAGCUAAAACAACAGGUGGGUCUUUGUUAGGUGGACUUCUCAGCUCUACCACUUCAGCUGCAGCUCCUGCAGCAGCAACAACAUCCACACCAGCAACAGGUGGUUUUAAUUUUGGAGCAACAGUAACCACAGCUGCAGCAGCCACUGGGUUUGGUUUCGGGGCAGCACCAACCACAGCAGCCACUGGGUUUGGUUUUGGAGCAGCAACAACAACAACUGCUAGCGGGUUUGGAUUAGCACCGACUACAACUACAGCAGCUGCGGUGACAACAGCACAGUUGGGAGGUUUCCCCUUUGGGACCCCCGCAACUCAAGCCUCGACAUCGGCCCCUACACUGGGAGGUGGGAUAGGGCUUGGCAGUGUCUUCAGCACAGCUACCACGACCACAGCGGUGGCAACGAGUGCUCCGCCGGCAAGCUCUGUAGCAUCUCUCUCAGGGACUGGCCUGCCUGGGCAGAAACAGAUGACCUUCCGGCAGCUGGAGGAGACCAUCAACAAGUGGACCACGGAGCUGGAGGAGCAGGAGAAACAUUUUCUGGACCAGGCCACACAAGUCAACGCUUGGGACCGCAUCGUCAUGGAGAAUGGCGAGAAGAUCAUUCAGCUCAAUAAAGAUGUGGAGAAGGUCAAGCUGGACCAGCAGAAGCUGGACCAUGAACUGGACUUCAUCCACUCACAACAGAAUGAGUUGGAGGACAUUCUCAGCCCACUGGAGAAAGCCCUGGACAGUCUGCCCCCGAUCACCUACCAGCAGCACGCCGAUAUUGAGCGUGAGCACACAUAUGUGCUGGCAGAAAGCCUGGAUGCCCAGCUCAAGCGCAUGGGACAAGAUUUGAAAGAGAUCAUUGAGCGGCUCAACUCCACAAAUACUGCCCCAGAUCCCAGUGAUCCGGUUCAGCAGGUGACCAAAAUUUUGAAUGCCCAUGUAGUAUCCUUGAUGUGGGUCGACAGAAACACAGCCAGCCUCCAGCGACGAGUGGAGGAGAUCUCCAAGCAGAUGGAUUUAGAAAAGAGAGAACAGGAACGAAACUUCAGACUUGCCUACAGCUGA
Molecule: messenger RNA, 1665 nt
Organism: Candidula unifasciata
Lineage: Eukaryota; Metazoa; Mollusca; Gastropoda; Stylommatophora; Geomitridae
Source: the annotation of a GenBank genome assembly